This is a messenger RNA of Folsomia candida, 2529 nucleotides long. RefSeq names its product decaprenyl-diphosphate synthase subunit 1 (gene qless). Gene Ontology annotation, biological process: isoprenoid biosynthetic process; ubiquinone biosynthetic process. Bases 270 to 1547 code for a protein of 425 amino acids. Gene Ontology annotation, molecular function: prenyltransferase activity. Lineage: Eukaryota; Metazoa; Arthropoda; Collembola; Entomobryomorpha; Isotomidae. Gene Ontology annotation, cellular component: transferase complex; mitochondrion. The transcript is spliced from 5 exons. The record is from RefSeq and is a predicted model, not a curated record.
GAGAUGCGCGAAUGAGAGGAGUUGGGAGAUCAUCAUAACGGGAUUUAUACGGGACUUCCUCCCCGUCAGCAGCUCAAAGCUACCUAAAUUAGGUAGCCUAAUAUACACAGCAGUUAGUUAGUUCGCCAAUUUAUCACAAAAUUUAUCAUCAUCAUCAUUCACCAUUGGGGAUGUAGAGAAGUAAAAAAAAGGUUAGGUGUUUAGUGGGCCUCUCUUUCCUUCUUCUGGAAUGAUAUUGUUUCCUAAAGUUUGGCAUAAAUUCUAAGAAAAUGUCAUCCAAAUUCGGACCAGCGAUUCAUUUCUGUCGGAAAACUCCAGUUUCUAAAAGUGUCAGAAACUGGAUUGAAAAGCAGUAUAUUCCUUUGAAGUCAAAUCCUGGCUUUCCAAUUUUGAGUCGUGGAGAAUGCUUUUCGACACCGCCUAAAUUGCUAUCAUACGCAAAGAGAGCGAUACACCACCAUUCAAACUACUCAUCCCCACCUCCAGCCCCCGGAAGACUAAUACAGCCCAUCACCCUCACCCAUAGGCAGCUGUCCACGGCUUGGCAGAGUCACCAAAAAGCAGAACCAUCCAUCGCGUCCUCCGUGGAUGACGACAUGAAGGAUAUUUUUAUCCGAAUCCGCCAAGAGCUGUCGGGAAGGGAGCCAGACUUGUGCGAAGUGGCGUCAUAUUAUUUUGACGGCCAAGGAAAAGCUAUUCGCCCCAUGUUGGCAAUCCUCAUGGCUCGUGCCGUCAACGCUCAUUUGAGAGGAGAGGGUAGCGGCAGUGAGUUGCUGCCAGGUCAAAAGCAGUUAGCACUCGUUUCGGAGAUGAUUCACACCGCGACGUUGGUCCAUGACGACGUCAUCGACAGAUCUGACAAACGCCGGGGGAAACCCAGCGUGAAUGCCCUGUUUGGACAGAGGAAAAGCAUAGUGGGUGGAGAUUAUGUGCUGGCCAAGGCAGGUGCAAUGGUUGCCAGGUUAGACAAUAAUGCAGUGACUGAGAUAUUUGCUCAAGUGUUGGAAGAUUUGGUGCACGGAGAGUUUAUGCAAAUGGGGGCCAACGAGGAGAAGACGGAACGAUUUGCUCACUACAUUGGAAAAACGUUUAACAAAACGGCCAGCUUGAUGGCGUAUAGUUGUAAAGGAGUCGCAAUUUUGGGGGGAGCAGACGAAAACUUGGUGGACAAAGCAUUUCAGUACGGAAAACAUUUAGGCAUCGCGUUUCAACUAGUUGACGAUUUAUUGGACUUUAUUUCUAGUACGGACGCCAUGGGUAAACCUGUUGCUGCAGAUUUACAACUUGGAUUAGCAACUGCGCCAGUGUUAUUUGCUGCCCAAAAGUUCCCUGAAUUAAAUUCCUUAAUUGAGAGGCGAUUUUCUGAAGCUGGAGACGUAGUGAAAGCUUUAGACUGGGUUCAUAAAUCCGAUGGAUUAGAAGAAACCAAGUUCCUGGCUCAAAAGUAUUGUGUUGAAGCUGUCCGAUAUGCGAAUAAUUUUAAAUCUUCUCCAUUUCAAAAGGAAUUGGUCAGUUUAACGGAAAAGGUGCUUAAUAGAACAAAGUAAAGAAUCUAGUGUCACAAUUUGUAAGUAGUACCAAUUAACAAUAUUAUAACGUAGUAGAGUUUGGUUAAUUAUAUAAAUAAGUAACUCGGAUAAUAUUCAAUCACUAAUCAUGCUGUAUCAUAUGCAUGAAUUGCCUUUUGUAAAUUGUCAAGCAUUGUAAUUUUUAUGUAUUUUUUGCUACUCCGAAUUGACACAACAAAAACGGAGUUUCUCAUUUAAUGAUAGCAAUAUUUAUUUGAUGCAUGCUAUAUCUAAAUACUAUAUACAAUACAACACACCACAACACAAAAUAUUAAAUGCUGAUGUGGUGUACUAGUAAUUUUGAGCUACAUACAUUAUAUUUAUUUGAUUCCAAAGAUUAUAUCCACCGUGAUUAUUAUCAUCACAAAGAAUGUGCCUUAAAAUUUUUACGUUUUAAAACGCUGCGGUAUUAUUUGCGAAGUACUCUUUGAGUGUACGUAUCUACUAUCGUAGGUCAGGUCACGUAUGUACUUAGAUCACAGCAGGUAAAUUACACAUAAUAGGAAUGGGUAGGGGUUCGUGUCACAUAGGCCGAGGAACCGUGGGAGCAUUGUGUGGAUUAUAAGGGAAGGAGAUCAAGAUUAUUUGACACUUUAUCACUCUAUAAGGGACACAACUUGGAUGCUAAAUGUUAAAUAAUCGUGUAAGGAGAUAAUAACGUUUACGAUACAAUAUUUCUGUGGGAAGGGAACAAUGUCCGCUCACGGUUCCUGAUGACCGCGUGUCAUUCUUGAUGCACGCCAUUGAGAUUAUUGUUUUUUAAGACGUAGUCACUAUGCUACUAUGUAUACUAUGUUACUCUCUUUGCUGUAGACAUUUGUUUUUCUAGAGUCGACGGGGAAAAAUUGUGACAAACUACAACGUACUAUUAAAACAGCCAUUACUACCCUAAAUAUAAAAUUGUAGUACGUGAUACAAAGAUAUUUGAGCAAAUAAAUUACUAUUUUGACUAGAAUCGUUA